Messenger RNA from Cornus florida, 935 nucleotides. Its product is annotated as CASP-like protein 1F1. The transcript is spliced from 3 exons. The record is from RefSeq and is a predicted model, not a curated record. Bases 138 to 683 code for a protein of 181 amino acids. NCBI's taxonomy places the organism in Eukaryota, Viridiplantae, Streptophyta, Magnoliopsida, Cornales, Cornaceae.
AAAUAGCACCAUAAACUUCCACGUUCAUAUCUCUUUCCUCUUUUUGUAUUUUCUUUCUCUCUCUCCUGCUUUUCUGAUCAUCUCUGAUCUCUUCACUUUCUUUUCUGUCCACAAGUGAAGAAGAGUUGGUUGUGAGCAUGGAUGGGAUUGAAUCCAAAGUCAUGAAAAACCCACAUCCCAAAACACACAAAUUGUUCAUGGCUGCCCAAUUUUCCUUCAGAAUUUUGGCGAUUGUGACCACAUUAGCUGCUGCAUGGACCAUGUUCACUAGCAAGCAAUCUGUUGUGGUUUAUGGCAUCGCGGUCGAUGCCCGGUAUAGCUACUCCUCAGCCUUCAAGUUCUUCGCAUUUGCAAAUCUUAUUGCAUGUAUCUUCUCUGUACUAUCAUUGUUUCUCGUUUUUGUCCUCGGACGAAAGGGCUCGGAUGCAACCAACUUCUUCUACAUGUUCUUGCACGACUUGGUUAUGAUGACAUUGGUGAUGGCUGCAUGCGCUGCGGCAACUGCAAUCGGAUACGUGGGUCGCUACGGAAACAGCCAUACUGGUUGGAUGGCCAUUUGUGACAACUUUGCCAAGUUCUGUGAUAGAGUCACUGUUUCUGUCGUCCUCUCUUACUUGUCUUUCAUUUUCUAUCUUUUUCUCACCAUCAUCUCUGCUAGCAAGUCUAGACAAACUCAAGUUUGAAGAAGCAUCUCAUUCUACUCAACAAGAAAGAAAAGAAGAAGAAGAAGAAGAAGAAGAAGAAGAAGCAUCUCAUUCUACUCAACAAGAAAGAAAAGAAGAAGAAGAAGAAGAAGAAGAUAAUGAUGAUGAUGAUGAUGAUGAUGAUGACCAUGUUAUGGUGGUUGUAGUUAAUAUGAUGAAAUGGGUGUUUUUGUAAAUGUGUGUCAAUGACAAUGUACUUUCCUAGAAAGAUAAAAAAUAACUUUCCUCUUC